Messenger RNA from Tribolium castaneum (red flour beetle), 1756 nucleotides. RefSeq names its product polyadenylate-binding protein 4-like. Gene Ontology annotation, molecular function: poly(U) RNA binding; poly(A) binding; mRNA 3'-UTR binding. Bases 1 to 1698 code for a protein of 565 amino acids. The transcript has a single exon. The record is from RefSeq and is a predicted model, not a curated record. Gene Ontology annotation, cellular component: cytosol; ribonucleoprotein complex; nucleus. Lineage: Eukaryota; Metazoa; Arthropoda; Insecta; Coleoptera; Tenebrionidae.
AUGACUUCCCGUCAAGGAAUCCUCUUCCCGCUAACGUCUCUGUACGUUGGUGACUUGCAUCCGGACGUCACCGAAGCCCUACUUUACGAGAAAUUUUCCCCGGCUGGUCAGAUCCUGUCUUUGAGGGUUUGCCGCGACUCAAGAACCAAACAAAGUUUGGGCUAUGCCUACGUGAACUUCAGUCAAACCAUAGAAGCUGAACGGGUCCUGGACACCAUGAACUUUGACCUCCUGAAGGGGAAACCCAUCAGGAUAAUGUGGAGUCAAAGGGACCCCUCGUUACGCAAGUCGGGCAUUGGUAACGUAUUUAUCAAGAAUCUGGACAAAAGCAUCGACAAUAAGGCAAUGUACGACACUUUUUCGGCCUUUGGAAACAUACUUUCGUGUAAGGUUGCCAUUGACGACGAUGGUGUUUCAAAAGGCUAUGGUUUCGUCCAUUUCGAGAGUAUCGAAGCUGCGAAUAAAGCAAUCGAAAAAGUCAACGGUAUGCUCUUGAACGGCAAAAAAGUCUACGUCGGGAAAUUUAUACCGCGCGCCGAACGCGAGAAAGAAAUCGGCGAAAAAUCCAAGAAAUACACCAACGUUUACGUGAAAAAUUUCGGCCGCAAUUUAACACAGGAGCAGCUGUACGACUUGUUUAAAAACUACGGCACCAUCACAUCAUGCGUGGUCAUGGCCAACCCAGACGGGACGUCCAAAGGUUUCGGCUUCAUCGCCUUCGAAGAGCCGGAAAGUGCCGAAAAAGCCGUCACCGAAAUGAACAAUUACGAACUAAACGGCACAAACUUGUACGUCGGACGCGCCCAAAAAAAAUCCGAACGAAUCAAAGAACUGAAAAAAUGUUACGAACAAAUGAAACUCGAACGGUACAAUCGCAUACAGGGCGCAAAUGUUUACAUUAAAAACCUUGACGAUACUUUCGAUAAUGACCGCUUACGCAAGGAAUUCUCCCAGUUUGGGGCCAUCACAUCAGCGAAGGUCAUGACUGAGGGUGGGCGGAGCAAAGGUUUCGGUUUCGUUUGUUUCUCCACCCCGGAGGAGGCGUCCAAGGCGAUAACGGAAAUGGACGGGCGUAUGAUUGGCUCAAAGCCGAUUUACGUGGCGCUUGCGCAGCGUUACGAGGAUCGAAGGGCGUAUUUAAGUGCGCAGUGUAUGCAAAGGAUCCGGCAUCAGACGAUGUCGCCGCCUUUGACCACGCCUCAGUUUCUUAUUCCCACCCUUCCGCGGUUUUACAACCAUAUGGCACAGAUCAGGCCGACGCCGCGUUGGACUGCACAAGUGCCACGUUUGAAUGGGACCUAUAAUAUGCCCCUCCUACCGGCAACGCCCUAUAGGUCGACGUCGCGUCCCCAAGUUCAGAUUAAUCGAAGCGCGAGGCCAAUUACGGGGCAACAAGUGCCAAUUGCGAGGCCGAAUAGUAAGUAUACGGCCAGUGCGCCCCCACGGGGGGUCAGUGUGGGAGUGGGGAAUGGGGGCGAUCCGGGGGCGGAUGAUAAGAGGAUGUUGGGCGAGAGGAUGUAUCGGGUGAUUGAGAAGACGUAUCCCGAGAUUGCGGGGAAAAUUACUGGGAUGUUGUUGGAGAUUGAUAUAAGUGAGCUGAAGGCUUUGGUUAAUAAUGAAGGUUCGCUGAAGGCGAAAGUGGAGGAGGCGGUCGCUGUGUUGCAAGCGCAUAAUAAGGGGUUGACGGUGCAGGAUUAAUUUUUAAGUUGUUGCAAUUUAUUUAAUUUAUGUAUUAAAUGUUAAUUUUUUCAAUUAA